This is a messenger RNA of Lodderomyces elongisporus, 2265 nucleotides long. RefSeq names its product Sas3p (gene SAS3). Gene Ontology annotation, molecular function: transcription coregulator activity; histone acetyltransferase activity. The coding region runs from base 1 to 2265 and encodes 754 amino acids. Gene Ontology annotation, cellular component: chromatin. The transcript has a single exon. Gene Ontology annotation, biological process: positive regulation of transcription by RNA polymerase II; negative regulation of DNA-templated transcription. The record is from RefSeq and is a predicted model, not a curated record. Lineage: Eukaryota; Fungi; Ascomycota; Pichiomycetes; Serinales; Debaryomycetaceae.
AUGGGACUGCACCUUUUGAAUCAACUUCGCAUUACCAACAAUCACGUCUACUCUAAUUUGGAGAUAAAGGAUCUUGACAAGAGGACACAUAGGCACAAGGAAAUAAAUGACUAUUCAUUGAAGCGCAUGCUCAAGAAGACGCGUAAAAUAAACGAAGUGACUAAAAAGAUAAGUAAGCACAAUGAUAAAGGAACGAGUCCUACAAAGAAGGUGAAACGAAAAGUAAAAACAAUCAAGAAUGAUAAACAUUUUCUAAUCAAAAUCAAGUACAAAUCAAAAGAUACUCGAGAAUUGCCAUAUAAAGGAGCACUUGGGUUUCCAGAUUGUCUCAUUAAUGAUACGGAUCCAACUAAAGAAGAACGAGCGUUUUUUGAAGAAUUGAAAGAAAAGGCUUCCAAAUUAUUUGUCAAAAACGAACAAAAAAAUGUCCAAACCUCGGAAACAGCUCUGAAUGUAAAAGAAAGCACACCUUCUGUCAUCAGUUUGAAUAAAUCGAAAAUCAAAAGAAUUGUACUACGAGACUUUGAAAUUGAUACUUGGUACACUGCUCCGUACCCUGAGGAGUAUUCACAAUGUGAAACGCUAUAUAUUUGCGAAUAUUGUUUAAAAUACAUGAGCUCUUCAAUGUCCUACCUGCGCCAUCAACUCAAAAAUUGCAAUAAUUCCAAUCACCAUCCCCCAGGUAUUGAGAUUUAUAGAGAUGACCAAGUCUCCAUAUGGGAAGUUGAUGGGAGAAAAAACAUAAACUACUGUCAGAAUAUCUGUUUACUAGCCAAACUAUUUCUAAAUUCCAAAACCUUGUACUACGAUGUUGAGCCUUUUGUUUUUUAUGUCUUGACCGAACGCGAUCCGCAGAUUCCUACAAGACAUCAUUUUGUUGGUUAUUUUUCAAAAGAGAAGCUCAAUAGCCUGGAUUAUAAUGUUUCUUGUAUACUUACCUUGCCCAUAUACCAACGAAAAGGUUAUGGAAAUUUGUUGAUUGAUUUCAGUUAUUUGCUCAGCCGCAAUGAAUUCAAGUACGGUACACCAGAAAAACCACUAAGUGAUUUAGGUCUUUUGAGUUAUAGAAACUAUUGGAAACUUACAGUAGCAUACAAAUUACGUGAACUUCAUAAUAUGUUUAAGAAUAACAGCAACACCAAAAACAUAAAUAAUAACGGGGAUAGUAAUUUUAACAAUGGCAAUAAUAAUAUUAAUAUUAACAAUAAUAAUGUUAAUAUCAACAAUAACAAUAAUAAGGAGAAGAACUGCAUGGGUAAUGCUGAUAAAAUGUGUGCUGACAGCGAAGACUUUAAUUCAACGAAGCCGAGCUUUACAUUGACCAUUGAGCUCUUAUCAAAACUUACCGGUAUGAUCCCAGCAAAUGUCACUUUUGCGUUGGAACAACUAGACGCAUUGUACAAAAACCCAAACACUGGUCAAUAUGCUAUAGUUGCGGAUAUCUCAAUUAUAGAAAAACAGAUACAAAAAUGGGAAGCCAAGUCCUAUUCAACAUUGGAUUACUCAAAACUAUUGUGGAAACCUAUGCUCUUUGGACCUAGUGGGGGGAUCAACUCUGCACCAGCAAUGCUGCUAAAUCCGCAAAAACCAAAUGUUGUACCACAAAACAGUAUAUCCUUAGUCUCGGAGUUUCUCAAAGAUGACAUCAACAACCCAUAUAGCUUUGAAGAAGAAGCAUAUAAGGAGAUCGAAAUGCUUACAAGUCUCAACCAGAAAGCACUGCAAGUGAGUAUCGACGAGUAUUUGAUAUGCAAACCUGGUAUGCCGAAUGGCACUUACAAGCAGAAACUUUUAAAUAAAAAGACUGAACGCAUUAACACACGAGAAGUGGAUAUGGAAGCUGUUGCUGAAAUAUUCACUGAUGAUGAGGAAGACGGGAAUGAUGAAAGUGACGAGCCAGAAUUUGUUGACGAAAGUGAAGAAGGAGAAGAAGAAGAAGAAGAGGAAGACGAGGAAGGUGAGGAAAACGAAGAAGGUGAGGGAAGAAAACGAAGAAAACGAAAGGGACGGAGGAAAUACAGCUCAAGGUCCAGAAUUAUAGAUGAUGAUGAUGAUGAUGAUGAUGAUGGUGGUGGUGGUGGUCAUAGAGAAUUAGAGAGCGAAUCAAAUGCAUCGAGUCUUUCUAUUGAGUUGAAUAACAGGUCCAUCAACGAUAGUGAAGACGAAAGUGACAACGGCGUCAGUAUUGAUGAGGACGAACAAAAUGAAGAACAAAAUGAUGAUGAUGAUGAUGAUGACGAAGAUGCAGAGUAUGAUUCAAGAUAA